Pyricularia grisea is the source of this 258-nucleotide messenger RNA. RefSeq lists its product as uncharacterized. The coding region runs from base 1 to 258 and encodes 85 amino acids. The record is from RefSeq and is a predicted model, not a curated record. Lineage: Eukaryota; Fungi; Ascomycota; Sordariomycetes; Magnaporthales; Pyriculariaceae. The transcript has a single exon.
AUGCAUUUUUCGACAAUUUUCAUCCCCUUUGCCUUAGCUGCUCUAAAAGUAAGCGCUGCGCCAGCUAGAUUUUGCGUCUAUUACGACGGCCACCUUCCCGCGACACGUGUCCUGCUUAUGUACGUUAGAAUCGGCACUACAGCGACUAUUACGGCCCGUGGGCACGAAUUCGAAGUUGAAGCAAAAGACCAGAAUUGCAAAGUUAUUCUCACCAAUGGCAAACAAGCACCGGAUUGGCUUGCUGCCGAGCCUUACUAG